AUGGGAAAGGAAAAGACCCAUGUCAACAUCGUCGUUAUUGGACACGUCGACUCCGGCAAGUCAACCACUACUCGUCACCUGAUCUACAAAUGUGGUGGAAUCGACAAAAGAACCAUCGAAAAAUUUGAGAAGGAAGCUGCUGAGAUGAGGAAGGGCUCCUUCAAGUAUGCCUGGGUCUUGGAUAAACUGAAAGCUGAACGUGAGCGAGGCAUCACCAUUGACAUAUCCUUAUGGAAAUUUGAGACCAGCAAGCAGUGGACAAAAAGGCUGCUGGAGCUGGCAAAGUCACCAAGUCAGCUCAGAAAGCUAAAUGAAUAUUACCUUUAA
Molecule: messenger RNA, 327 nt
Organism: Chrysochloris asiatica (Cape golden mole)
Lineage: Eukaryota; Metazoa; Chordata; Mammalia; Afrosoricida; Chrysochloridae
Product: elongation factor 1-alpha 1-like
Exons: 2
Coding region: 1-327 (108 amino acids)
Biological process (GO): translational elongation; translation
Molecular function (GO): translation elongation factor activity; GTP binding; GTPase activity
Source: RefSeq, a predicted model, not a curated record